AUGGAGUGUGUUUCGCAUGACAGCCGAAACACAAACGGCGCAAUAUGCGCCAAGGAGUUAACAAAUAGUAGUGGCAAUUCUAAGUCAAUUGAAAUGCAUGCAUAUAAAAAUAAAUUCGAAAAAAGUACCAACUGUGAGGAAAAUAGCCAAGCAACAAUUAGGACAAGUAACACAAAGAACGAAGAAAGGAAGAACCAAAUGAAUUACGGUACCGAUAAUGACCAGGUUGAAAAUUUUAAAGUGUUGCACACUUAUUCAGGUACCAGCCAGAAAAGCAGAAAAAUUGGGCGUACAAAGAAUUUUUCAAAAAAUAAGGCAGAUUUCAAUAAUUUCUUCUAUGAAGAAAAAUAUGCCAAUAUUAAUUAUGUGGAGAAGGGGAAACGCCCCGAUAGGCAUUUUCCGCAUGGAGGUUCGGGAAGGAAUAGGGGGGUUAACGACAAUCACCAUAGAAAAGGUACAUCAUUAGGAAAUUGCAACAGUGGUAAUAAUAAUAUCGGGGCGCACAAUCCUAUCGAAUCGUCUGGGAAGAAUUAUUCAGGGUCAAGAAUGAAUUUGGUAAAUGGUGCAGAGGAAAAGUUCUUAAAACGGAUGGGGAGCAAUAACGACAACAUAAUGCCAAAUGCGGAUAAAUCGCACGUAGGAAUGGCUUCUAAUAGAAGUAGGAGAAGAGGUUCAAACUCAGAAAAGGUCCCAUUUGUCUUUACGAACAUAGGGGGAGAAACUGGAAGUUAUGACGAUCCAAAUGGCAGCAUGGUAAAAUGCGCUAAGGACGAUGAUUUUGUCGCCACUGAACAUUUGGGCGUAGGUAAAAGUAUGUGUGUUGACCUCCGUGGUGACGUUAUCGAUAGCGAAAGCAAUGACCAUAAGGGCGAUUUCCCCAAGGACGGAACCCCCUCAAGCAAGAAGAGCAGCUUCGUGCGAAAGAGUAAGUCCCUGAACAGAAAUAAUAUUUAUGAGAGAAAAGAGGAUGAGAAACAGAUGGUAUCCAUCAUGAAUAGGGACAACCCGGAAGGUAUGGAUUACACGAAUUUAACGAAAAAAGCUUGUUCUAAUAGCGAAUUAAAAUUUAAAGAAAAAAAAAAAGAGGAAGCAAACUGCACAAAUAAGGAAGCGAAUUACGAUUUUAAGAGCGCCUUGAAUGUCCAAUUCUCCAAGACAAAAAUGUGCCCAUAUAUGAACACGAAAGAAAAGUGCAAACGGUUUUUAAGUAAUAUGUGCCCCUAUGCACACGACCAAAGUGAGUUAAAGCCAUUUCCUGAUUUGUACAAAACAGCCAUGUGCCGUAACUUUAUGAAAAAUUUAUGUAGUAAGUCGAAGAUUGAAUGUAAUUUCGCACAUAAUGUGGAGGAGCUGAGAUCCACAGAUGAGUUUUACAAAACGACCUUGUGUAAAUUUUUCCUGAAUGGGUACUGCAAGGCGGACACGAACUGCAGGCACGCGCAUGGGCAGAAGGAGCUGAAGUGUAAGGAGGCCAAGAGUAGUGAAGCCAAGUGUGGUGAUGCCAAAUGGAGUGAAGCGGAACGUAAAGACGUGAACUGUGAAAGUGUGAACUGUGAAAAUGUGAACUGUGAAAAUGUGAACUGUGAAAAUGUGAACUGUGAAAAUGUGAACUGUGAAAGUAUGAACUGUGAAAGUGUGAACUGUGAAAGUAUGAACUGCGAAGAGAUGAACUGCGAAGAGAUGAACUGCGAAGAGAUGAAGCAUAGGUACCGCGGCAGUUUGCCCUGCGAAAGCGAUCGGGUAGGCACAGAGGAUGCGAAUAACAAUGAGGAUAGAGAGCAGCCGCAUCAUCCGCACGAGCAGAGUGACCUAGUAGGGGGGAAAACUCCUCUAAACGGAGAGAAAAUGAACCAGUUAAAAUCGUCGGAAAGUUUCUCCCUGUGCGAAGGGAAGGAGGUAAAGACCAUAGGAGAAGGGGAAGACAUUGCGGAGGAGGAUUUGCUUGUCGCGGAUGACAUGCAAGAGGACGAAAUGGUAGUGGACGUUAUCACGGUGGAAGGAAAACACAUAUCAAAAACAUGCGAUAAGAAAAAAAAUGGCAGCAAAAAGAAAAAAGAAACAUUCUACAAUGCAUCGCGGAAACUUAUGUCCAUUAGCACGAAGGACACAUACUGCUUUCUGUCCAAUGGUUUAUCCAGAAACAUGGAAUCGUCUGAAAUUUUAGAUGAUGAAAAUAAGAGUGUAAGGACGAAUGAAGAUUCAACUCUCGCCCAUAGCAAUGGAGAUUCCAAGAUAAAGAGUUCAGACAGCGCAAAUAGCUAUUUUAAGGGGGAACCCCAGCCUGAGUAUCCAUUUAAGUCUAACGAAACGAUAUACCGAGUAGAGGUGAAAGAGGAGAAAGUUAACAACUCCUGUGACGCAGUUGGACGGGAAGAAAAAAACGGAAGUGACACUGAGCAAGGACACAACUCGGUGGAUAAUAGUGAACAGAUAGCCACAAUAGGACACAUUGGAGAAAAUCAUACCACAAAUCAUGCAAAACGGGAACGAGAUAAUAAUAGAAAAUUCACAUAUUCAAAUUCUCACAAAGGUAGUAACGUAGCAGUGAAUGGAAGUAUAGCUUUGAAAAAAGAGGGAAGGGAAAUCUUUAACGACGAUAAUGCGUAUGGACAUAAGAAUAAAAUGAGCGUCAAUGGGGUGAAGGGUUCAAACGAAGAGACCAUUCAUCCUAAAAUGGAGAAGAGCAAAAAUGGAAGGGGAUACAUGAACCCUAAUUUUACCCCCAUGGGUAAUAAAAGUGGCACAAAAAAUGUUCAGGACAAAAUGGGAAACGGAAAAUUAAAUCGAAAUGAGCCAAUUGAUGUUAUCGACGUGAAGGAUGAAAUGCGCCCCCGAGGUGAGAGGCAAUUUGGCAGAUUGUAUGAGAAUGGCAUGUGUGGUUAUGAGGGAGCCAUGGAACAAACUGGGAAUUACGGUGGUACGGAUAAUUGUGGUUAUGCCCAAGAAAGGGGAGAGAAUUACACAUGGGAGGAUCACAACGGGGGGGAUCACGCGGGUGAAUACAACAGGGGAGAUUACCGAAACAGAGGGUUUAACAACACCGGCAGGGGCAAUGGCAAUGACAACUUCCAGGGCGGGAGUAACAACAACUUUAACGGAGCCUUUGGUAACAGCGCCGAUAAGUACCGAAGCAGUGUGAGUAAACAUUGUGCAAAUGGAAAAAGGGGGAAUGGAGACACGACGAGGUACGGUGGCCACAUUGGCAGUGCAGAGAGCAGCAAUAAUGGAGUGGCGAAGAAUGGCGUGACGAAAAAUGGAAUGGCGAAGAAUGGAAUGGCGAAGAAUGGAGUGGCAAAGAAUGGAGUGGCGAAGAAUGGCGUGACGAAGAAUGGAGUGACGAAGAAUGGCGUGACGAAUGGGGGCCUUGAGGAUAACGGCAUGGGGAAUGGUGGCUUUGGGAAUAGUAGCAUGAUGAGCAACAACCAGGUGAACAAUAACAUGAUGAAGAAAAACUUCAGGAGCAACAACGCAAGGAACAGCACUCGAAAUGUGAGAAACAGCGCGAGAAACAACUUGAGGAAUGGCGGCAUGGCAAAUUACGGUGCAAACCCUAACGGAGCGUACCCUAACAGUGCAUGCCCUAACGACGUUGUGGAGAAUAGUAUGCACACCAUGCAUUCCGAAAGUGUGAACACCUACAACAACAAUUUCAGUUGCUACAGUGUCAGCGAGGGAGACGCAAAUGUUUACAUGAGCAUGAAUAAUUUCCCCUACAAGAAUAUGACCCAGGGCAAUAGCUGCAAUGUUGAUGGUAGACCAUCAAACAAGAAUGACCAUUCCAAUUAUGGCGGUCACUACGGAAACGUUGGUAACGGUUCAGUCGGCGCAAACAGCAACGCCUACGUUCCACAGGAGUACGCUCCACCUAUGUGUAACAAUAUAAUGAAACAGAGCAAGAAUUAUAGAGGUAAGAAAAAGAUGGUGCAAAAUAACAUGCCAUACGAGAUGAGCAACAAUGUAAACUUUGAAAACGGUAACGGGUGUGAUCGUAGUAGAAACAUAUAUGAUCGCGGUGGUAUGAAGCGGGACGGGAAUUACAACGCUCAUGGUUUUAACCCCAGUGGUACGAUAGGCAAUAUGAAUAAUGAGCACGUUGACGGCAACAUGUAUGGCCAUAUGUUCAUGAAUAAUGGUCCAAGAAACAACCACCAUGGUAGUGUCAAUAAUAUCUACGACAGUGGCAAUGGCAGUGGGAAUAAUUAUUACCCCUACGGCUACGAUACUAGUGGAACACAUGUAAUGAAUCCUCCUCUUGAGAAGAGUGCAGAUAUGCGCAACGGAGGUAUGGAGCCGAAUGUACACAGUGGCCACAUGUACAAUACCUUGCGCCCAUAUGGAUUUGCAGAUGGACAGAGCGGUGCACAUGACGGGAUUCAAAACGAAGCACCUUACGCUGCACACAGCGGAAUGCAGAACGGCACCCAUAAUGGACCACAUAAUGGACCACCUAAUGGAUCACAUAAUGGACCACAUAAUGGAUCACGUAACGGAAUGCAGGACGGAAUGCAGGACGGAAUGCAGGACGGAAUGCAGGACGGAAUGCAGGACGGCACACAUCGAGCAUUCAGACAAGUGGACAAAAAAGUGCAUAGCGGAAAUGUCCAUCAUAGGCAUGGAAGCAGAAAUAGGAAGUACCUUAUGGGCAAUAAUAUCUAUAAGGAGACCUAUAGAAGUGGUGACGAAAAUUGUAGCCACGCGGUGAACCGGGCAGACGAAGCGAACUUGGGUCAACACUUUAUAUGUGAUCCUGGUGUGCGUGAUCAAGGGAGCCGGGGAAGUAGGAGCCGGGAAGGUGGGAGUUGUGAAAGUCGGAGCCGUGAAAGCCGGAGCCUCUUAUGGAGGAAGGAGAAAGUUUACCCAUCGAAUGGUUUAAAAAAUGGGCGCAUGGUAGAAGCUGCGGAACUGAAAAGAAAUAAUUAUGAUGAAAGGAAUUUAGGUACAAGGAAAUCUGACCACAUUGGAAAGAACGAAAAGGAAAAUAGGAAAGAGGGUCGUUCUGAUGAACAAGGCGAAGACGAGAUGAAUGACACUGCAUACUGCACCAGUUUUAAUGCGGAAGAUAACACGAACAAGUUAGAACAAAGUUUGUAUUUGCAAAAUAAUAAUCGUGGUAACUGGAAAGAAUGCAAUACACACCGAAAACGAAAAGGAAACAAAGAUGGAGGGAGAAAUGAUGACAUGAUGAUGAGUGAUUUACAUGGUAGUACGAAUCAAAGGACGAUAAACACUUUAGCUGCCUGCAUAAGCACCUUGAAUGGACAAGGGGAUCAACCAUCAUUAUACGAAGAUGGCCAAAUGGAAAGUUCCACGGUAGAAAAAAAGAAAUCAGAAAAUUAUGAUUCAAUGGGUGAAAAUUUCAAAAGUAACAACUUAAAAGGUAGAAGUACACGAAGAAGGGUAUCACGAAAUAGGAAAGCACAAUAUGAGGAUAACCAAAAUAAGGGCGAGCACAUUAAAAAGGAACAGAACAGGGGGGAGACAAAUCAGGAAGAGGUACUGACAGAGCUACAAAUAGCUGGCCACCAAAAUAGAAUUGGUAUGAUUAAGCAGGAUAACAAAAUUGAAAAUUUGUUAAUUGAUGAAGAACCCCAAACGUGUGUAUCCUGCUACCAGUACAUUACAGAUCCCACGCCGGCGGAAAUUACAACAACAAAUCCAUGCUGUUUAACAUGUGGACAGAUGAUCAGGAAAUCGCUCUCUUUGAUGAUCAUAGAGCUAUUGCAGCCACAGGUUCAACACCUACUUUCGGAUGUCAACUUUUAUGUGCAAAAUUAUCACGACUGA
Molecule: messenger RNA, 5784 nt
Organism: Plasmodium knowlesi strain H
Lineage: Eukaryota; Apicomplexa; Aconoidasida; Haemosporida; Plasmodiidae
Product: zinc finger protein, putative
Exons: 1
Coding region: 1-5784 (1927 amino acids)
Molecular function (GO): metal ion binding
Source: RefSeq, a predicted model, not a curated record